AUGGUUGUGUGGACAGAUAAAGAGCGCGCAGCCAUCUCCGACAUCUUCUCCAAGCUAGACUAUGACGACGUUGGCCAAAAGUGCCUGUCAAGGUAAGACAAUAAGCUUAGCUUUACUUUAAUUUGGAGUGUUAGUCCCCUUAAUCUCCUAUCUUCUUCGUCAUGUUAUCUUGUUGUUCAGCCUCACACUGUUUUCUCCGUUCCCCUCAGGUGUCUGAUCGUUUACCCCUGGACCCAGAGGUACUUCGGGGCCUUCGGCAACCUGUACAACGCAGAGGCCAUCAUGAACAACCCUAUGAUCGCUAAGCACGGCACCACGGUGAUGCAAAGUCUGGAACGAGCUCUGAAGAACAUGGAUGACAUCAGGAACACCUACGCCGAACUGAGCGUUCUGCACUCCGAGAAACUUCGCGUAGAUCCCGGCAACUUCAGGGUAAGAUACAAAUGAACAUUGAAGUGCACUUCUUUAAUGCGUGCAAAGUAUAACAUAUUAUGUAAUUACACCACUCGAUCAAGCUACCCCCAAAGGCAUUCUAAACGUCUCACUUCUGUUUUGGUUUGUUCACUUUUACAGCUGCUGUCUGACUGUCUGACCAUCGUCAUCGCCGCAAAGAUGGGCACCGCCUUCACCCCCGAGUAUCAGGCAUCCUUCCAGAAGUUCUUGUCUGUGGUGGUUUCUGCUCUGGGCAGGCAAUACCACUAGAGUCAGUCCUCCAUACCUGACAGAGGAGACGUGUUUCACUCCUCAAUGAAAAAAUAAAAGAAGUAUAGAAGCAUCUGUUUGUUGAUUAUGUUUGUUUAUUUUAUGUGUGCGUAAUUGUAUCCAUUUAUAUAUAGGCCUAGACGAAUUGCACUUUAAGCAUGGCUAAUAUAAUAAGACAACUUUAAAGGUUUCAAUGGUUAUUUCAUAUAUAGAUGUUAGAUUUACACAUUAUAAAUAAUACAUUAGCCAACAUGAACAAGUUGGUGAAUGGAUGCACAUUGUCUAAAAGCCUACAGAGUUGACCCGGCUGAAUUGUAUACUGUUGCUGGCUGUAAAACACGUGACACACAUUCAUAUGACUAUUAACACAUAAAAGGUACAAAAACAAAACUAUGAAGUGACAACUGUAUUUAUUGACUAAUAAGAAAAAGUGGGUCAUAAAACAAACAUCAAAGCAUCAUGGAUGGAAUGCGCAAUUUCAUUUAAAAAAAAAAAUAUAUAUAUAAUUAUUGUCGUUUGAGUCUUUAACAGUUAAUAUGCAUUUGUCAAAAGUAUUGACCUUAUAUUGACACGAGUUUACUGUAGCUGUUGUCCUAUUGAUAUCCAAAUGUAAAACAUAAUUCCAGAAAUGUUGAAUCCACUGUUCAGAUUGUUUUCCGUUUUGUUUGAUGCAAUUGACCUCCACUUGUACAUUUAGCAAAAGCUAGUUUGUUUGGUGCAGGAAACUGCACCAUAUUCAUAAUUUGUUGUUGUUGACAUAGUGGUCCCAUUUUUUGUAUUAUAAGGGGAUGAGAUUCAAGUUUCCAACACCAGAACCCUACAUGAGCUAUAUCAUUACAGUAGCCUAUAUGACAUGAACCACAGCAACCUAGUCCAUGCAUGCCCCUGCAGCAGCUGGCCUCUCCAGCUACGAUCCUACAUGGGGUUUCAGAAUAUAAAAAUGGCAACACCUAGUGUUAUCUUUAACCAUAUAAAGUAGGCCCACACAUUAUCUGAGAAAAUCUAUGAGUAAAAGGCACAUCUAUGCCUUUACAUUUAUUUAAUGAAAGCGUCCUAAUAGCAUGUAUAACCAUAGGUCUCUCCAGUGUGUCUAUACUCUUCCCUAUUAGAUGAUUCCUCAUCAUCCCCCAGGAUGCUGUAGGAGAAGCCAUAUAUUUGCUGCCACAUACAUAACACCUUCAUGAAGAAAGUGACAUACCAUUUCCUCGGUAUCGCGAUAUCAGGUUCUUCAUUCUAGAAAUCAUUGUAUUCGUUGAGAACCUAUCGAAUGUUGGUUGUCAUUCUGUCUUUCCCCCAUCUGCUAAUAUCAAGUCACAACAAGUCAUUGUGCACUAUUUUUAUAAGUAGAAAUUGGUGCAAAGUAGGAUUUAUUUGAAUAAGAACAGCCCAGUUGUCAUAUUUAACUCAUUGUCAAAUAGCAAGCAAUAAGUUUUCAUCAUCAUUGUGUAAAAUAUAUAAUUGCAUUAUAUAUCCAUAACAGAUCAUACCUGUUUCAUAGUAAGAUAUUAGUCCCUCUUUUCAAUAUAAGGACGUUUUUAGAGAAUUGUUUCUAGGCUAUAUUUAUCUCUAAUAGAUAUGGCGGCCAUGCCUAGCAAUGGUUGCUCUUAGAAGUCUAUGCAAACGCAUAUAGAUUUGCUGUGCUACCAUAUAUAGCCGAAAGAGAUAACACAAGACAACACCCUAAAAUUCACAGAACUGAUGCUCUAUCUCACUGAUCAUUUUACUCAAUUAUCUCCUCAUAGCCAAUAGAAAACAAGUAGAGGUGGGGUUUGGUGACAUGUCUUGAACCAUAAAAGAGGUGUCAGGGUCCGUCUAAAUUCAGACCCUUCUAAAGCUUAAUUUACCCUCUGAAUAGCUUGUGUGGUACAACAGAGCCUUUAGUCAAAAUGAGCCUGUCAGCUAAGGAAAAAGUAAUCGUCAAGGACUUCUUUGAGAAGGUCUCCACCAGGUCUGACGAGAUCGGCGCCGAGGCUCUCGCCAGGUAAAGAUGCAAGAGACUUUAUCAUCAGUUAGGCUGUACUGCAUAAUUGAGGAUGAAAUGCAUCACUUAUUAAAUACAAAAUGUUAUUGAUACUGAGUAAUUUAUAUGCUCGACAGAGCAAUUACCACUAACCAAUCAUUUCUCUCGUUCCUCCAUUCAGGCUGAUCGUGGUGUACCCCCAGACCAAGUCCUACUUCGCCCACUGGAAGGACCUGAGCCCCAAAGGCGCUCCGGUUAGGAAGCACGGCAUCACCGUCAUGGGUGGCGUGUACGAGGCCGUGAGCAAGAUCGAUGACCUAGCUGGUGGUCUCCUGACCCUGAGCGAGCUGCACGCCUUCAUGCUUAGAGUUGACCCCGUCAACUUCAAAGUAAUUAUCACCACAACUAUAGCCAAUGUUCCCAUAAUGCGCUAUAGGCGUAUGGGCAAUGUAGUAGUAGCCUAUGCCUAUUCUAAGCGUUUGCAGAAGGCGCCAUUGCACUUUUUUCAGGAUAAUCAAAGUACUGACUCUUAGCUCUGUUUGUCCCUCGUCAGAUCCUGUCCCACUGCAUCCUGGUGGUCUUGUCCAUGCUGUUCGCCGAGGAGUUCACCCCUCAGAUUCAUGUUGCCGUGGACAAGUUCUUGGCCCUCCUGGCCCUGGCUCUGUCCGAGAAGUACCGCUAAAGGACCAAUCAGCACCAACACGCCAGCACUCACACAUGCUGUGGUCCUCAGUGUGGAAAUAAAUUGUCUUCUUCAUUGAGAAAUAAAAAGUUACAUCAAAAUGUAAUAAUUCUCUCCUUAAUAUAUUUACUUUUCAAUAAUGUUGUAAUAACGUUGGUAAAAAAAAAAAAAACAUAAGAUGGAAAACCCCAAUAACCGCACAUAAUGUAACAACAAUGACUUGACACAUUAUUAUUCAAAGCAACUUCAACCAAUGAAUAUGUUACACUUUCUCUCCCAGCACUCAACUGAAAUAAAAAAAGGGUUGUUGUAUAGCUUCUGCUUCUCUGCUGCACUUAAGUUGGCCACACCUGACAAAAGUAACACAAAAGGAUUUGGUUAAGAUACUGUAACAAUACUUCAUGCUUAUUUUUGUUGAUAGCAUAUUUAUAGGAACUUUGAUAAUAACUUACAUAGACAAAAAAGGAAAGUGCUGUUAAUGAUAGUCACUGGUGUUACUAGCUAGAGCAGUAAUACAAGUGUGGAGCAGUAACACCAGCUUAAAAUCUGAACAGAAAAAGGCCACAGUCACUCAAACCAGAGUUCAUCAACCAUACAAACUUCUUUGAAUUGUGUGAUUUCAUUAAUUGUUUUGUUCAUAAUUAUAUUUUCCUUUGCGUAAGAAUGACGAACACCAAUGACAUUGGACUUAGACACAUGAAAUUACCCAAAAUAUAUUUAAAUUAGUAAUAUAUUAAAAGAGUGUGCAGACUCAUCAUGUUCUUCCAUUAAUGCUGCUCCUCCAAUGAGCCAUUUGCCACAGGACAUACUUCACAAGGUUGUAUGUUUUCAAAACUGCAAUUUCUUUGAAGUGAAAACACCAAUGACAAGAAAUUGAGCUUUUAAGUUAUUAAAAAUAUUUUGUAAUCAUUUUUGCUUAUCUAUUCAGUACAUACACUGAGUGCACAAAACAUUAAGAACACCUGCUCUUUCCAUGACAUAGACUGACCAGGUGAAUCCAGGUGAAAGAUUUGAUCCCUUAUUGAUGUCACCUGUUAAAUCCACUUAAAUCAGUAUAGAUGAAGGGGAGGAGACAGGUUAAAGAAGGAUUUUUAAGCCUUGAGACAAUUGAGACGUGGAUUGUUUAUGUGUGCCAUUCAGAGGGUGAAUGGGCAAGACAAAAUAUUUAAGUGCCUUUGAACGGGUAUGGUAGUAGGUAACAGGCCCCAGGCUCACCGGUUUGUGUCAAGAACUACAACACUGCUGGUUUUUCAUGCUCAACAGUUUUCUAUGUGUAUCAAGAAUGGGCCACCACCCAAAGGACAUCCAGCCAACUUGACACAACUGUGGGAAGCAUUGGAGUCAAAAUGGGCCAGCGUCCCUUUGGAACGCUUCCGACACCUUGUAGAAUCCAUGCCCCGAUGAAUUGCUACCCCCAGUAUUUUUGUACAAUUUAUGAAAACAAAUGUUUUGCAGUAAUAUGAUUCCCUAUUAAAUAACAGUUUAUUAAAACGAAAAACCUAUAAUUUGUUAUUAUGGGUUCACAGCAAAACUGUUAAAUUGUUAUUCUCUGAAUUCUUACUAUUAUUGUCCCCCAGGUUGAAACCGGGAACGGGACUGUGGAUCUGUCUCCGUCCAUUAGCACGUUAGUGCGUUCGUUCAUUAGUUAGCCACACCCAAUAUCUCAGACAGCACUGGCCCGAUAUUAACCAAACUUGGGUGUAUGAUGCGUCUUACCAUAGAGAUCCGGCAUAUACAAAAUUACACUGAUUGGCCCAAGUUAAUUAACACUGAUUAGCCUAUAGGUGGCACUGUUAUAAGCAGUCUCACUUAAACCCUCAUAGCCAUCGCCCGGUUUGACCUAGAGAAUUGAAACUUUGUAUGCAAGUGGUCUUUCCUCAUGCUGAACAAAUUUGCCAGAUGGACCCAUAACGUCUGUCAGCAUAGACUUUCCUCCAUCUUGGAAAUGUUGCUAAACAUUUGAAAAACGUAUUCUCAUGAACCAUGAGUCCAAAUGACACCAAUUCGGUAUGUAGGCCAAUGGUAUAUCUCUUAACUUAGUUUGAGAAAAGCUAAGGGAUUGUUAAGAGAUGGCUGAGUUAUUGAUACAUCAGGAAAUCUGAUUUUAGGUGUCUAUUUAAAUCUGUUGUGAAUCCACUCCACCAUGGCUUAUCAACCUGAAACUUUUUACAGUCAUCAAAGACAUGACCAUACAUUUGGCAUUGAUAUCUUAAAAAACAAGGAAACGAUUAACAAUGAACUUUUUUGACUAUGUAAUGCUAAUGCUUAAAAUAAUCAUAACAAAUCAUCUCAUGGACUAAAAGUCAGAUUCACUCCAAAUUUUGAAGAUUAUGUUGAUGCUUUCAAAGAUGGCCACCAGUAGAUGCAUAUUAGCACAUCAGAGAUUCUUUUUUUUCUUCUUUUUAUCUGAGUUGAUGGGGCUUUGAUUUAUGUUUGUAUGUUUUUCCCACAUAUGCUAGUAUGCUCAAAUAUGCUAGAAAUACAUCAAAAGUCUUAUUCUCCUGAACAAUAGGACCAAAAUGACAUAAUGUGGAAUGUAGGCCCAUGAUAUAUGUCUUAACAUAGUUUUUAGAAAAGCUCAGGUAUUGGUCAAAAGAUGGCUGAGUUAUUAACAAAUAAAAAAUAUGAUUUUAAGUCUCAAUUCAAACCACUGUAAAUCCACUCCACAGUGGCCGGUCAACGUGAAAAUUGUAAUUGCGUUCAUGGACGUCCCUAAGAAGAACCACACUUAAGUUGGUAUUGAUAUCUUAAAAAACAAGGAAACUAUUAACAACUCAUUCUUUGCAUGUUUAACACCAAUGCUAAAAAUCAUCUGCAAUCAUCUUCUCCUCAUAAACCAUAAGUCCGAUUCACUCCAGAUGUUGUAUUUAGAAUCAUGAAAUCCAUCUUUAAUGGUUUUGAGCAAGAAUAGUUGCUGCAUUCAAAUAUGGCCACACUGUACCUAUAGAUGCAAGUUAGCACAUAUGCUAAUGAUAAAGAUACUUCAAAAAUCUUCUUCUCAUGAACCAUUAAUCAGAUUGACUCCAGAUUUGGUAUAUAGACUCAAUGAAUUAGCUUCGAAUGAAUUUGAGAAUGAUUAGUUGCUUCAUUUAAAGUCAGCCACGCUACACCACAAGAAGGCACCAUAUCACAACAGGGCAUAAGAACAUGAACCGAUGGACAUGGAGCCAUGAAAUCUGGUAUGUAAACCUUAUAUAUGUGUCCUUAGAAGAUGUGUGGAUAUAAAGUCACUGAAAACUUAGAUGGCUGCACCAGACCAGUUGAUGGCACUAUAAAUGUCAUUGGCACCAGUGUCACCAUAGGAUACUAGAGCAAUAACUAUUGAUCAAGUGGACUUUGUCUCAUGCAAAUUAAUGUUAGAUUUAAAUUAUGCAGACGAACAAAGUUAAAUAUCGUGCUUAGUAAAGCUGUAUAAUCACAUAUUGUUGCCCUUAUGUUGUCUGAAUGUAGUGAAAAGUGGAUAUUUUAUUCUGGAAAAUUUGAAACCGUAAGUCCUGCUGCUUGGGCAGUCAGUGUAUUACAGCUGUGAGAGUGUAUUGAAGUAUUUUUGGAACACUGGAGUGCACUAACUGAGAUUUAAAUCAUUUCCACAAACAGAUUUCCACAAAAUAAAGGCCCAGAUUCAAAGAUGACUGCAAUAUACCAAUACACUAACACUGAAAAUAUUUCACAAAUCUUAAAAUAAACCAUUAGUCGAAUUGACCCCAUAAUUGGUAUAUAAACUCAAUAUAUUAAUUAAUGACUUUAAGAAUGAUUACCUGUUGCAUUAAAAUAAAACCAACUUACAGCACUAGACUAAACUUCAGUUGCAUCAUACUUGAGGUAUUGAGAGAUAAACAUAGUAAUGCUUUCAUUGAUUGCACAUCAAGGAAGAUACACUACAUGACCAGAAGUAUGUGGACACCUGCUUGUCGAACAUCUCAUUCCAAAAUCAUGGGCAUUAAUAUGGAGUUGGUCCCCCCUUUGCUGCUAUAACAGCCUCCACUCUUCUGGGAAGGCUUUCCACUAGACGUUGGAACAUUGCUGUGGGGACGUGCUUCCAUUCAGCCACAAGAGCAUUAAACAGGAAAGGGCCUUCCCCAAAACUGUUGCCACAAAGUUGGAAACAAAGAAUCGUCUAGAAUAUUAUUGUAUGCUGUAGCGUUAAGAUUUCCCUUCACUGGAACUAAGGGGCCUAGCCCGAACCAUGAAAAACAACACCAGACCAUUAUUCCUCCUCCACCAAACUUUACAGUUGGCACUAUGCAUAGGGGCAGGUAGCAUUCUCCUGGCAUCUGCCAAACCCAGAAUUGUCUUUCAGACUACCAGAUGGUGAAGCAUGAUUCAUCACUACAGAGAACGCUUUUCCACUUCUUAGGCUUGUGUGGGGCUGCUCAGCCAUGGAAACCUAUUUCAUGAAGCUCCCGACAAACAGUUAUUGUGCUGACAUUGCUUCCAGAGGCAGUUUGGAACUUGGUAGUGAGUGUUGCAACCGAGGACAGACGAUUUUUACACACUACAUGCUUCAGCACUUGGCGGUCCAGUUCUGUGCGCUUGUGUGGCCUACGACUUCUCGGCUGAGCCAUUGUUGCUCCUAGACUUUUCCACUACACCAUAACAGCAUUUACAGUCGACCGGGGCAGCUCUAGCAGGGCAGCAAUUUGACGAACUUACUUCUUGGAAAGGUGGCGUCCUAUGUUGCCACGUUAAAAGUCGCUGAGCUCUUCAGUAAGGCCAUUCUACUGCCAUACACUCUAUACACCUGUCAGCAACGGGUGUCGCUGAAAUAUCCGAAUUCACUCAUUUGAAGGGGUGUCCACAUACUUUUGUAUAUAUAGUGUAGUUCCUUCAUGAUAGAACACUUGCUUUGUUAUCUAACUGAUCUUCUGUUCUUUCUGUCAUCCUGUGAACCCGUUCAUUGCUUCUCGCAGCUAUAUUUUUUUGUAAUUUGAAAGUGUUUUACAUGGUGCCAAAGUCCAGGGACAGCAUUUCCACCACAAUUAAAUAAUUACCCACAUGACCCAAAUUACACAGUAAACGAGAAUCCCCUGCCUCCAAACAAAUUCUGAAUAAUCUGGUCCAGGACAUAUUUUUUUUUUUUUACCUCGAAGUGAAAAAUCUAAAGAUAUGGGCCAGGCAUGUAAUACAGGCUACAAAGUAUAAAUAACCCUAAUAUCCUUUCGUGUUUCCUUUUAUUUUAUUGUAUUCUAUUCACGCUUAUUUACAUUUUGAUUAUUAACAGAUUCAAUAAAUGAAUGUCCUAUCAAUUUAAAAAAUGAACACGCACGCAUCUAUAUCACGGCACGAAUGACAUUCGAGAAGUGUCCUAAUACAAAUGCGCUUCAUUUAGAGUCACUAAUGGGUGGAGAGUCUUGUUGUAGGAGAUUACACAGAUGCGUGUUUGUUGCAGAUAACACGUCAGAGGGUGUGAAAGCAUGGUCCCGAUUUCUAUGAUUGUAACUAAAAGUAUAUUUCAAAAGCUUAAUUAGGCCUAAUGAAAUCUUAAACUAUGGCAUCAAAUUGAUCUGAAAUUACAGCCCAUCAACUAUGGCACAAGUGCACCCUCAGGAGGCAGUGUUGGAAUGAAACUAAUGCAAUGCCAAUGCCAUACAUUUUAGAUUGGAGAUUCGUAUUAUUAAAGUAGUUAAAAGUUUAGUAUUUGGUCCCAUAUUCCUAGCACGUAACGUGACUACAAACUUGUUCGAUACAUUUGCAGUUUGUUUUGGUUGUGUUUUGGAUUAUGUUUUGCCCAAUUGGACCUGAAUGGUGAAUAAUGUAUUGUGUCAUUUUGAAGUGCCUUUUAUUGUAAGUAAAAAUAGAUGUUUCUGAAUAAUUCUACAUUCAUGUGGAUGCUACCAAUAUUAUGGAUAAUCAUGAAUUAAUCAUGAAUAAUGAUGAGUGAGAGGGUUAAAGGGGCAAAAAUAUCAUACCCGCUAAAAAUACAAUUACUCCAGUCAUCUUUCACCAUCAGUUUCUAUAGGGCAAAAACAUAAUCCAAAACACAACCAAAACAAACUGCAAAUGCAUCCAACGAGUGUGUAGUGUCACACGUUUGAUGUAAUCGUUGCGUGCAAGGAAUAUGGGACAAAAUACAAAAAGUUUGACUGUGCACAUUAAGUGAAUUUGGGGGGGGGGGGGGGGGGGGGGGGGGGGGACGACGACGACGACGACGACGACUAUAUGCCUUCAUUUCGGUUAUUUUAAACAGAUAGUAUGAAAAUACCCUCAAAUGAAUGUGUUCUUUCUACUGUUGCCUCAUAUGAAACAUGAUAUCUUAAAUCCAAAAUGCUGGAAUGUAGAGCCACAUUACAAUGUCUAGCUUCACUGUCCAAAUACAUAUGUAGUGCAGUGUAUGUUACUAAAUAGGCUACUCCUUAUGGACACUUCAGAAUCUAUUUGUGGUCAACGGUUUUCUCGCUGUUUCACGGAAACCACAUAUAGUAAGUAGAACUACAGGAGGACCCAUUCAAAGAUCUUUAUGAUCUAAAACAUGACCUAUAUCCAACCAAUCACAUUAAACUUUUUCGUAUUGGGUUAUCUCCAACCAAUCAUAAUGCACUUUCUCGUCUUGGGGGCGGAGUGCACAAAUACCAUAAAAAGAAAGAUGUUUUACAAAUGUGUUCAUGAUUCCGAUUCUCACUAGAACCUUAGCUAAAUCAUCAAGAGCAAACAUGGUUGAGUGGACAGAUGAAGAGCGCGCAGCCAUCUCCGACAUCUUCUCCAAGCUAGACUAUGACGAAGUUGGCCAAAAGUGCCUGUCAAGGUAAGACAAUAAGCUUAGCUUUAAUUUAAUUUGGAGUGUUAGUCCCCUUAAUCUUCAUCAUCUUCAUCAUUUUAUGUUGAUGUUCAGCCUCACACUGUUCUCUCCGCUCCCCUCAGGUGUCUGAUCGUGUACCCCUGGACCCAGAGGUACUUCGGGGCCUUCGGCAACCUGUACAACGCAGAGGCCAUCAUGAAUAACCCUCUGAUCGCUAAGCACGGCACCACGGUGUUGCGCGGUCUGGAGAGAGCUCUGAAUAACAUGGACGACAUAAAGAACACCUACGCGGAGCUGAGCGUUCUGCACUCCGAGAAACUGCACGUGGAUCCCGACAACUUCAAGGUAAAAUACAAAAGAACAUUGAAGUGUACUUUUUUUUGUGCGUGCAAGGUAUACAAUACUUUGUAAUUACACCACUCGAUCAAGCUACCCCCAAAGACAUUCUAAACGUCUCACUUCUGUUUUGGUUUGUUCACUUUUACAGCUGCUGUCUGACUGUCUGACCAUCGUCAUCGCCGCUAAGAUGGGCACCACCUUCACCCCCGAGUAUCAGGCAUCCUUCCAGAAGUUCUUGUCUGUGGUGGUUUCUGCUCUGGGCAAGCAGUACCACUAGAGUCAGUCCUCCAUACCUGACAGAGGAGACGUGUUUCACUCCUCAAUGAAAAAAUAAAAGAAGUAUAGAAGCAUCUGUUUGUUGAUUAUGUUUGUUUAUUUUAUGCGUGCGUAAUUGCGUGCGUAUAUAUAUAUGCCUAGACGAAUUGCACUUUAAGCAUGGCUAAUAUAAUAAGACAACUUUAAAGGUUUCAAUGGUUAUUUCAUAUUUACACAUUAUAAAUAAUACAUUAGCCAACAUGAACAAGUUGGUGAAUGGAUGCACAUUGUCUAAAAGCCUACAGAGUUGACCCGGCUGAAUUGUAUACUGUUGCUGGCUGUAAAACACGUGACACACAUUCAUAUGACUAUUAACACAUAAAAGGUACAAAAACAAAACUAUGAAGUGACCACUGUAUUUAUUGACUAAUAAGAAAAAGUGGGUCAUAAAACGAACAUCAAAGCAUCAUGGAUGAAAUGCGCUAAUUCAUUUUUUUUAAAUAAAUAUCAUUAUUGUCGUUUGAGUCUUUAACAGUUAAUAUGCAUUUGUCAAAAGUAUUGACCUUAUAUUGACACGAGUUUACUGUAGCUGUUGUGCUAUUGAUAUCCAAAUGUAAAACAUAAUUCCAGAAAUGUUGAAUCCCCUGCUAAGAUUGUUUUCCGUUUUGUUUGAUGCAAUUGACCUCCACUUGUACAUUUAGAAAAAGCUAGUUUGUUUGGUGCAGGAAACUGCCCCAUAUUCAUAAUGUGUUGUUGUUGACAUAGUGGUCCCAUUUUUUGUAUUAUAAGGGGAUGAGAUUCAAGUUUCCAACACCAGAACCCUACAUGAGCUAUAUCAUUACAGUAGCCUAUAUGACAUGAACCACAGCAACCUAGUCCAUGCAUGCCCCUGCAGCAGCUGGCCUCUCCAGCUACGAUCCUACAUGGGGUUUCAGAAUAUAAAAAUGGCAACACCUAGUGUUAUCUUUAACCACAUAAAGUAGGCCCACACAUUAUCUGAGAAAAUCUAUGAGUAAAAGGCAUAUCUUUGCCUUUACAUUUAUUUAAUGAAAGCGUCCUAAUAGCAUGUAUAACCAUAGGUCUCUCCAGUGUGUCUAUACUCUUCCCUAUUAGAUGAUUCCUCAUCAUCCCCCAGGAUGCUGUAGGAGAAGUCAUAUAUUUGCUGCCACAUACAUUACAACUUCAUGAAGAAAGUGACAUACCAUUUCCUCGGUAUCGCGAUAUCAGGUUCUUCAUUCUAGAAAUCAUUGUAUUCGUUGAGAACUUAUCGAAUGUUGGUUGUCAUUCUGUCUUUCCCCCAUCUGCUAAUAUCAAGUCACAACUCCGCUGUUAGCAACUCAAUCAAUUAUGAAACGGUCACUUUCCUUUUUUCUUCAUUGUGCACUAUUUUUAUAAGUAGAAAUUGGUGCAAAGUAGGAUUUAUUUGAAUAAGAACAGCCCAGCUGUCAUAUUUAACUCAUUGUCAAAUAGCAAGCAAUAAGUCUUCAUCAUCAUUGUGUAAAAUAUAUAAUUGCAUUAUAUAUCCAUAACAGAUCAUACCUGUUUCAUAGUAAGAUAUUAGUCCCUCUUUUCAAUAUAAGGACGUUUUUAGAGAAUUGUUUCUAGGCUAUAUUUAUCUCUAAUAGAUAUGGCGGCCAUGCCUAGCAAUGGUUGCUCUUAGAAGUCUAUGCAAAUGCAUAUAGAUUUGCUGUGCUACCAUAUAUAGCCGAAAGAGAUAACACAAGACAACACCCUAAAAUUCACAGAACUGAUGCUCUAUCUCACUGAUAAUUUUACUCAAUUAUCUCCUCAUAGCCAAUAGAAAACAAGUAGAGGUGGGGUUUGGUGACAUGUCUUGAACCAUAAAAGAGGUGUCAGGGUCCGUCUAGAUUCAGACCCUUCUAAAGCUUAAUUUACCCUCUAAAUAGCUUGUGUGGUACAACAGAGCCUUUAGUCAAAAUGAGCCUGUCAGCUAAGGAAAAAGUAAUCGUCAAGGACUUCUUUGAGAAGGUCUCCACCAGGUCUGACGAGAUCGGCGCCGAGGCUCUCGCCAGGUAAAGAUCAAAGAGACUUUAUCAUCAGUUAGGCUGUACUGCAUAAUUGAGGAUGAAAUGCAUCACUUAUCAGAUACAGAAUGUUAUUGAUACUGAGUAAUUUAUAUGCUCGACAGAGCAAUUACCACUAACCAAUCAUUUCUCUCGUUCCUCCAUUCAGGCUGAUCGUGGUGUACCCCCAGACCAAGUCCUACUUCGCCCACUGGAAGGACCUGAGCCCCAAAGGCGCUCCGGUUAGGAAGCACGGCAUCACCGUCAUGGGUGGCGUGUACGAGGCCGUGAGCAAGAUCGAUGACCUAGCCGGUGGUCUCCUGACCCUGAGCGAGCUGCACGCCUUCAUGCUUAGAGUUGACCCCGUCAACUUCAAAGUAAUUAUCACCACAACUAUAGCCAAUGUUCCCAUAAUGCGCUAUAGGCGUAUGGGCAAUGUAGUAGUGGCCUAUGCCUAUACUAAGCGUUUGCAGAAGGCGCCAUUGCACUUUUUCAGGAUAAUCAAAGUACUGACUCUUAGCUCUGUUUGUCCCUCGUCAGAUCCUGUCCCACUGCAUCCUGGUGGUCUUGUCCAUGCUGUUCGCCGAGGAGUUCACCCCUCAGAUUCAUGUUGCCGUGGACAAGUUCUUGGCCCUCCUGGCCCUGGCUCUGUCCGAGAAGUACCGCUAA
Coregonus sp. 'balchen' is the source of this 13367-nucleotide messenger RNA. The record is from the annotation of a GenBank genome assembly. Lineage: Eukaryota; Metazoa; Chordata; Actinopteri; Salmoniformes; Salmonidae.